This is a messenger RNA of Sphenostylis stenocarpa, 291 nucleotides long. Lineage: Eukaryota; Viridiplantae; Streptophyta; Magnoliopsida; Fabales; Fabaceae. The record is from the annotation of a GenBank genome assembly.
AUGUUCGACUCAUCUCUCUCCUCCAUGUAUGUGCGAUGCGUCUCCCUCCACCGCACACGACACAUCUCUCUAUACUCUGCACGACACAUCACUCUCCUCUGCGCGCGACACAUCUCACUCCUUCACGCGCGAUGCAUCUCCUUCCACCAUGCCACUGGUGCGCACAACUAUCUCCCUCCUCUGCGCAUAACCAUCUCCCUCCUUCGUGGGAUGAGCCUUGAUUCGGAUAUUCCAAUGCUUGUGAAGGCUCAUGAAUCUUCCUACUUCAUAUCAAGGCUCACAAGAAGAUGA